AUGGACCCCUUGACAGACAGUCCACGUGUGCGGUCAGACAGCAUGAGCAGUUCAGCAUCUCAGGGCUCGAGGUCCAAGAUGCUCCUCCGUCAGCGUUUGUCCCAGCUGCUGACCUGCAUAGAGGACAUGAGCUCUGACGAUGAGGCCAGUGAAGAAGUGUCCCGCACGCUGGAUGAAGCGUUUCAGCUCUGCGGACGCUACAUCCCCACAGAUGCCUUCAGGCUGCACAUGGUGACCUGGAAUGUGGCCACAGCAGAGCCUCCUGAAGACGUUACCUCUUUGCUGCAACUAGAUGUCCAGCCCCCCACAGAUCUCUACGUGAUUGGCCUGCAGGAGGUGAAUGCCACGCCUGUGAGGUUCAUCUCAGACCUGUUAGUGGAGGACUCCUGGAGCCACGUCUUCAUGGACACACUGGCACCCAGAGGAUUCGUCAAGGUCACAUCAGUGAGGAUGCAGGGUUUGCUGCUGCUGGUUUUUGCCAAACAAAUUCACCUCCCCUACAUCAGAAACAUCCAGACCACCUACACUCGUACCGGCAUCUUCGGCUACUGGGGUAAUAAAGGAGGAGUGACAGUGCGUUUUUCCUUCUACGGCCACAUGGUGUGCUUCCUCAACUGUCACCUAGCAGCUCACAUGAACUACGCCCUGCAGCGUGUUGAUGAGUUUGAGCACAUCCUGGAGGUGCAAGACUUUGACAUCGACGACACCCCACACAUUCGGGACCACAAGGUGGUGUUCUGGUUCGGUGACCUGAACUUCCGUAUUGCAGACCAUGGUUUGCAUUUCCUCCGCUCAUCCAUAAACAGUGGACGCCUUAAUUUGCUGUGGGACAGAGACCAGCUCAUCAUGAUGAAGAGGAAGGAACCGUUCCUGCAGGAAUUUGAGGAAGGGCCAUUGAAUUUUAAACCCACCUACAAGUUUGACCGUAACUCUGACACCUAUGAUACCAGCUCUCCGAAGACAUGGUUUGGUUUUAAUGGCAAGAAAAGGAAACCGGCCUGGACAGAUCGGAUCCUCUGGCGCAUCAAACCCAAAACCCCGCCACCCGAGGAUGAUGAUGAGAGAGCAUCGACUUCUACUGAUGAUGGACAAGAUGAGUAUCCAAUUCUGGUCACCCAGGAUAAAUACACCAGUGACAUGAGCUAUGGAGUCAGUGACCACAAGCCUGUCAUUGCAACCUUCAGUCUGGAGCUGAGGAAGUGCUUUGACACACCACUGGUGCACAUCUCUCCUGUAGGUGUGUGGAGCGCCGACCAGGAUGCACUUCUCAACUACACCGUCCAAGAGGACUUCAUGUCCUCCACGUGGGACUGGAUUGGCCUGUACAAGGUGGGAUUCAAGAGUGCAUCCGACUAUGAAACCUUCGUUUGGGUUAGAGAGGAUGAGCUGCCAGAGACAAAUGAAGUCAUACAGAUAUCUGUGGAUAAGGAUGAGAUCCCUCUGCUAGGUGGACAGUAUCUUUUGGGUUACUACAGUACAAACAUGCAAAGCAUCCUCGGCUUCAGCGCUGUAUUCCAGAUCCUGGAGUCAAAGCGUGCAGUUAUGGAAGGCCUCGUUCCUGAGGACAUCAACGGGCUCAACAAAUGAGAGCAGUUUCCCUGCAGUGCCACAUUGGGUUCCUCUCCCCUGCAAAUUCCCACAGAACUGAUUCAGACUUUCAAAGGCCCCAAGAUCAACUCCAUCAUCUACUGGAUAAACUGACUCAGUCAUUAAAUAAUGGCCACCACACUGUCUCAGCACAAGGA
Xiphias gladius (swordfish) is the source of this 1745-nucleotide messenger RNA. RefSeq names its product inositol polyphosphate-5-phosphatase Kb (gene inpp5kb). Gene Ontology annotation, cellular component: ruffle; endoplasmic reticulum; cytoplasm. Lineage: Eukaryota; Metazoa; Chordata; Actinopteri; Istiophoriformes; Xiphiidae. Gene Ontology annotation, biological process: negative regulation of glycogen biosynthetic process; negative regulation of phosphatidylinositol 3-kinase/protein kinase B signal transduction; negative regulation of peptidyl-serine phosphorylation. The transcript has 13 exons. The coding region runs from base 1 to 1587 and encodes 528 amino acids. Gene Ontology annotation, molecular function: phosphatidylinositol-4,5-bisphosphate 5-phosphatase activity; inositol bisphosphate phosphatase activity; phosphatidylinositol-3,4,5-trisphosphate 5-phosphatase activity. The record is from RefSeq and is a predicted model, not a curated record.